Miscanthus lutarioriparius is the source of this 426-nucleotide messenger RNA. NCBI's taxonomy places the organism in Eukaryota, Viridiplantae, Streptophyta, Magnoliopsida, Poales, Poaceae. The record is from the annotation of a GenBank genome assembly.
AUGGCGAUGUUCCUCCUGGUCACGCUCUCUGCUUCCCAAAUGGCGUCCUCCCUCCGCCCACACGCUGGCCCCGGCACAUGCCGCCCCAGCGGGUACCUCCCGGGCCGGUCUGGCAAUUCUUUGAGAAGAACAUUGACGGCGGCGGCCUGUCAGAGUGCGACAACGCGUACCACAGUGACGAGGAGAAGGUCGUCGCGCUCUCAACGGGAUGGUUCAGCAACAUGGCGCGUCAAGAUCAGCGCAAAUGGUAACUCCGUGUAUGCCAAGGUGGUGGAUGAGUGUGACUCUGUGGAAGGCUGUGACGAGGACCACAACUUUGAGCCGCCAUGUGACAACAACAUCGUCGGCGCGUCGCCGGCUGUGUGGGACGCCUUGUGGCUCGACCAGAACAUUGGGAUGGUAGACAUCACCUGGUCCGAGGAGUGA